CAUGACAGCACUGGGAGGUGAAUAGUAUUAAAUUACUUAUUCGGAAAGCACAUGCAAACUCCUCAAAAAAGAAAAGUAUGCUGACUAAGGCAUCAAAAGCUAUUAGCAAAAAAUGGUGGAUCGUUUGGCAAACAGUGAAGCAAAUACUAGACCUAUAAGUAUAGUGGAAAACUGUUUUGGAGCAGCUGGUCAGCCCUUAACUAUACCUGGACGGGUUCUUCUUGGAGAAGGAGUAUUGACUAAGUUGUGCAGAAAGAAACCAAAAGCAAGGCAGUUUUUCUUAUUUAAUGAUGUUCUCGUAUACGGCAAUAUAGUCAUCCAGAAGAAAAAAUACAACAAACAACACAUUAUUCCCCUGGAAAAUGUUACUAUUGAUUCCAUCAAAGAUGAAGGAGAAUUAAGGAAUGGAUGGCUUAUUAAGACACCAACUAAGUCUUUUGCAGUUUAUGCUGCCACUGCCACUGAGAAGUCGGAAUGGAUGAAUCACAUAAACAAAUGUGUUACUGACUUACUCUCCAAAAGUGGGAAGACACCUAAUAACGAACAUGCUGCUGUCUGGGUUCCUGACUCUGAGGCCACUGUAUGUAUGCACUCUCAGAAAGCAAAAUUCACACCUGUUAACCGUCAUCACCAUUGCCGAAAAUGUGGUUUUGUUGUUUGUGGGCCCUGCUCUGAAAAGAGAUUUCUUCUUCCUAGCCAGUCCUCUAAGCCUGUUCGGAUUUGUGAGUUCUGCUAUGACCUGCUUUCCACUGGGGACAUGGACACAUGCCAGCCUACCAGAUCAGACUCUUACAGUCAGUCAUUGAAGCCUCCUUUAAAUGACGGAUCUGAUGAUGAUGAUGAUGAUGAUGAUGAUGAUGAUGAUGAUGAUAGCAGUGAGUAAGACACAUUCUGAAAUAUUUAAUCGGGUGUGACUCUCUGAGAAAUCAGCUUUAGGCAAUGUGUAAAGCUCUGCCAGUUUUGCUCUAGCUGUGAAUUUGCCUGAGAAACGUCUAACCUGUGUGCCUCAUAUAUGCUAUAGAAAGUAGCUUUCCCUGCCCACUGCUCCUCUCUGCACUCUUUUACUGGGAUACAACGGAUAAAAUUUUUAUUUCUUGUUUAUUUCUAGAUUAUUUUUUGGAAUGAUGGGGAAAUGUAUUUAACUUGUCACCUUCUAUAUUAGUUGUUUUUUUUUUCUCUGUUAUAUGGAAAACUAAAAGCACAGAAUGAUGGAAACAAGAGUAUAAUGUGAUUAAUAAUAUUAGCUUUUUUUUCCCCUAACCAUCCUAUGUAAUGGUUAAGACACCAGUAGCAGAG
This is a messenger RNA of Perognathus longimembris pacificus (Pacific pocket mouse), 1296 nucleotides long. RefSeq names its product pleckstrin homology domain-containing family F member 2-like. NCBI's taxonomy places the organism in Eukaryota, Metazoa, Chordata, Mammalia, Rodentia, Heteromyidae. The transcript has a single exon. The coding region runs from base 113 to 883 and encodes 256 amino acids. Gene Ontology annotation, molecular function: metal ion binding; phosphatidylinositol binding. The record is from RefSeq and is a predicted model, not a curated record.